This is a messenger RNA of Humulus lupulus (European hop), 2422 nucleotides long. RefSeq lists its product as uncharacterized. The transcript is spliced from 2 exons. Lineage: Eukaryota; Viridiplantae; Streptophyta; Magnoliopsida; Rosales; Cannabaceae. The record is from RefSeq and is a predicted model, not a curated record. The coding region runs from base 1247 to 1912 and encodes 221 amino acids.
GUUUGAGUAUUUUGGAAUGGGUAUGUUGAAUAUCGAGUGUGAGCUUUUACUUUGUUUAUUUGAUGUUGCUUGAUGGUUCGAUGGGGGGUUCGAUGGGCAUCGUUGGGGGGUUCGAUGGGCAUCGAUGGGUAGGCAUUUAGGGGGUUCGAUGCAUCCUCGAUGGUUGUUAGACGGCGCUCGAUGCAUGCUCGAUUGGGUUUGAUAGGUUAGGUCAUUUGGGGUUUUAGGUUUAUGCUUCUGUGAUUUGAUGCAUGCUCGAUUAUGGUUCAAUGCAUGCUCGAUGGUCAUUUGAUGCAUGCUCGAUUGGGUUCAAUAGGGUAGGCCCAUGGAUUGGGUUCUAGGUUUAAACCUAAGAAAUUAGAUGCAUGCUCGAUGGGGGUUCGAUGGAUGCUUGAUGGAUUGGAUUUUAUGUUGGGUUCGAUGGUGGUUUGAUGCAUGCUCGAUGGAUUGGGUUUUAUGUUGGAUUCGAUGCAUGCUCUAGGGUUGUUCGAUAGGGUGGGUCUUAGGGGUUCCAGGAGCGGGUUCGAUGGUGAUUCGAUGCAUGCUCGAGGGAUGUUCGAUGGGGUGGAUUUUUUUUAUGGAAAUGUCCAGUUCGAUAGGGGUUCGAUUGGUGUUCGAUGGAUACUCGAUAGUGGUUCGAUGGUUGCAUGUAUGUUUAUUGAUGGAUUUUUCACGUGACUUUGUUUAACUAUAUUAUUUUUAUUUUUAUUUUUUACAGAUGCCGAAGUUUCUUUUCCCCUUGACAGAUCACUUUCUUGGUCGAGUCACAUAUAGGGGUAAUGGUUGCUUUAAAACAAUCAAGGACAAGUUUGAGGAGCUCGGGUUGAUAGAAAGGGUGAAGGAAUCCCCUUUCAAACAAUUUUUCAUGGCCGAGAAGUUAGACUUCUCUGCAUCUCUCAUACAUCAAUUAAUGUUGUGAAAGAUCCAGUGCAACAAAGAGGAUGAGUUGCAUUUUCAUUUAGGAUCUAGACCUUGUAGAUUUGGUAGAUGUGAGUUUUCUUUGGUUACGGGGUUGAACUUCAGUUCCGUGCCAUCUGAGACUGAUUUGAAGAAACACUUGACUAAUGACUGCUUAAUCAAGGAGUACUUUAAUGAUGAAGAAAUGGUGAAGAUAAUGCAUUUGGAGGCUGCUUUAAAAAACUGCACUGUAGUUGAAGAUGCCUACAAGUUGGGCCUAUGAUUCUUUGUUGAGGGGGUUUUACUUGCACGAGAGGGAAAGUUAAAUGUCUGGAUAGAUUCGCUGAAGAUGGUGGAGGACACUGAGUACUUCUUUACUUACCCAUGGGGGAAUGUGUCUUUUAACAAGCUUAUGGAUGCCUGUCAAAAAGACACGCAUCAUCAGAAGAGGAACUAUGAGAAGAAGAAGGAAGUUAAGGGGAAACAGAAAGAAGCAAAAUACAGUUUGUAUGGUUAUGUCCCUGCAUUGCAGUAUUGGGCAUACGAAGCCAUCCAGCAGUUUGCACGUGAGUAUGGUAUUAACUAUGGAAACCAAUUUUCGAGGAUGCUCAGUUGGUCGAGCAAUAAGGAGCGUCCUAUUUCGAAGGCCGACCUUGCACCGAUGUUCAAGAAGACGAGUUUAAUUGUGUUGUCCAUGUUGAAGCCCCAAUCUUCGGAGAUAGAUUAUUAUAGCGCUCUGACUGAGGGUCCCUUGUAUCCCGGGUUGGGUCAAGAAGAAGAGGUAGAAACUCCUACUGAUUUUGAGAAGGUGGCGGAGAUAGUUGCUGAGGUUGCGAAGGCAGCCAAUAUUUUUGUUGAUGGCCCUGAUGAUGAGGAUACCCCAGUCCCCAUCAGCCCUACACCCUUGGCCCCAACCCCAUCGGUACACCCCAAUCCUGAUCAACCUGAUUUACAGGAGGUGUUGGAGAGGUUGGAGCGAGUCGAGAGUCGUCAGGAUACCAUCCUAAAGAACUAGGAGGUCAUCAUGGAUGCUGUCAAUAAGAUCUUGAAAUUUGUACAAGAUCUUCCAGAUGAUUCUGAUUCCGACUCACUUGACCUCCCAGAUGAUUUUGUCGUACAUGACAUAGGCACUCCUCCCACGAUAGUACUCACAGCAAAUCCUGAGACCCCAGGUGUUGCUAUUAUAGAACCUGGGGAUGUUGCUGGUGUAGAGUUUGAAUUGGUCAAGAGGAAAAGAUGCAAACCUAAGAAAUUUGAAGACUACAUCGACCCAACCAGGAAGAAAGCUCGUGUGGAUGCGAUUGAUGACGUGCCAUUAGUCCUUGACCCUCUGAAGAAGCCACUUGCUACACAGUACAGGACGGUCGGCAAGUGGUUGCUUGGAGAUAUUCCGAACAAGACGAAGAGGGAUGUCCAAACUGGUGUGUAUGGUCCGAGUUGGUUUCUGACGAUGAAGACACCACAGGUUUGGAUUGAUGAUGGGGUAAGUAAUUUUAUUAAUAUCUGUUAUCUGGUAUAAACAUUG